AAGGUAGCUACCUACCCAUUUGUCUGCAAUGAUUUAAUUUUCAUGUUUUCCCCCAAUUCUAACUACUCUAAGAACAAUUUUUUGUCUACGAAAUCGGUGACUGUGAUCUCGCCGGAAAAAUCUAUCGCCGGCUAAAUAUGUUGUCAUCUACAUUGAAACCAGUAGUGGGUUCACUUCCCACAGCGCCAGAACAAAAUGGGUCUCAACCAAGAUCGGCACCUUCACUAUCUAUGCUGAAGUUGAACAAAACUAUUCUUCCUCCUCUUCAGUUGACAGGCAAUGGAAAGGAGUUACCUCGGCAGGAGACAACCGCAACUGCUGUUUCAAGAAGAGAAUUGAUAGGUUUGGCAGCUACAACAUUAGGUGGACUUGCCCUUUUUGCUGCGGAACCUGCAGAGGCACUUGAAGUAGCUGAUAUCGGGAGUUCAAUCAAGGACCUGUUUGAAUUUUUCAAGGGCAAACCAAAAUCUGGAGCUGACAACGAAAAGAAACCAAAUAGCGAAACUGAUGAUAAGAAGCCAAAAAUGGAGAAGUCCAAAGUGGAAAGCCAUGGAAAUAAACCAAAGGCUGAAGUUGAUGAAAAGAAGCCAAAAAAUGGAGAUGAUAAGAAGGCAUCAACCCCUCAUCAAUCAGACAAGGAAAAAGUGCUAGCUUCUUCUGCUGCUGCACCAACCCUUCCCAACAUUUUGAAUAACACAGUUCCCUAAGUUCUCAUUUAGAAAUACUGUUGUGCUCAGAUACAUUUUCUUCAAACUCUUCUAAUGCUACAAUUCAUUGUUGCUAAACUCAUGUCUAAAUGAAACCUUAGACAAGGUUUGUAUGGAUCAAUGAGUUCAAUGUCGAGACUAUUGAAGUAUUUUCAGUUCAAA
Messenger RNA from Solanum dulcamara, 869 nucleotides. RefSeq lists its product as uncharacterized. Bases 138 to 707 code for a protein of 189 amino acids. The record is from RefSeq and is a predicted model, not a curated record. NCBI's taxonomy places the organism in Eukaryota, Viridiplantae, Streptophyta, Magnoliopsida, Solanales, Solanaceae. The transcript is spliced from 2 exons.